AUUUCCUACAAACGUUACUUCAGUCAGCUCAGGCCCGUGGCAUUUGCCUGCAAGUUUUCAGUGUCCUCAGUCUGAUUGUGGACAUUUGUAGAAGCCAGUGAUAGGAGAGCGCCAGAAAGAAAGGUGACAUUUCUGAGUUGGGCGGGGGAUGGUCGCACGCAGUGCCACUGCCCAACGACUGUAGAGUAUCUGAGGGGUGCUCAGGGGCGCCUGCCAUUUAAAGUCACUGCCUCGCCAGGAAUGUGCGUCCUCUGCGCAGUGAGGCUAGGCGCUCUCUGAGUGCACUUUAUUUUUAACACUUUGGGUGGGACGAACGCCGUGCUGAUGGGAAUGACCGUUGUGCGCGGCGACCCUCCAUGUUCCAGUCCCUGUCCCAUACCCUCCUUACCUUACUCCCACCGUACGGAUCCACGGCCGUGACUCAACUCUCGCCAACUCUUAAUGGAAUUAUAAUUGGAUCAAAGGAGGGUCAAAAAGAAGACUUGAAGAAAAGGAGCACAGUAGGUGAUCGUUAGGCUACCCGUUCCUUUUGCAGACACCUGGUGCUAGUGUCCCUGUUCUUCACCCAUCCCCCGCCUGACCACCACUGACAUUCACCUCCGCCUCUCACUGGCUCUCCGAGGCAGCCAUGACGUCCACCACGGACUUCGACAACGUUGAGAUCGCACAACAGUACAGCCGCAUCAACACACGCUUCGAACUGUUUGACGAGGAGCUCGACAAUGACAACAGCUCAGCCCGUCUCUUCGAGCGCUCCCGCAUCAAAGCCCUCGCAGAUGAACGUGAGGCAGUGCAGAAGAAGACCUUCACUAAGUGGGUGAACUCCAUCUUGGCCAGGGUGUCCUGCCGAAUCUCAGACCUCUACUUGGACCUCAGGGAUGGACGCAUGCUCAUCAAACUACUGGAGGUCCUCUCGGGAGAACGACUGCCCAAGCCCACCAAGGGCCGGAUGCGUAUCCACUGUCUGGAGAAUGUGGACAAGGCACUCCAGUUCCUCCGAGAGCAGCGGGUUCACCUGGAGAACAUGGGCUCACACGACAUCGUCGACGGCAACCACCGUCUCAUCCUGGGCCUCAUCUGGACCAUCAUCCUCCGCUUCCAGAUCCAGGACAUCAUCGUGGAGACGGGCCAGGCCGACCAGAGAGAGACGUACUCGGCCAAGGACGCGCUGCUCCUGUGGUGCCAGAUGAAGACGGCUGGGUACCCGAAUGUGAAUAUCACCAACUUCACCACCAGCUGGAAGGAUGGUAUGGCCUUCAAUGCCCUCAUUCACAAGCACAGGCCAGACCUGGUGGAAUAUGUGAAGCUGCAGAAGUCCAACCCCACACACAACCUCCAGCAUGCCUUCAAUGUAGCCGAGCAGAAGCUGGGUGUCACCAAACUCCUGGACCCCGAAGAUGUGUUCACAGAGAAUCCGGAUGAGAAGUCCAUCAUCACGUAUGUUGUGGCCUUCUACCACUACUUCUCCAAGAUGAAGGCUCUGGCUGUGGAGGGAAAGAGAGUCGGAAAGGUCCUGGAUCACGCUAUUGAAACAGAGAAGAUGAUAGACAAGUAUGACACCCUGGCUUCAGACCUGCUGAUCUGGAUCGAGGAGACCAUCGUCGUCCUGAACAACCGCAAGUUGGCCAACUCCCUGAGUGGCGUCCAGCAGCAGCUGCAGGCCUUUAACACCUACCGCACCGUGGAGAAACCACCCAAGUUCCAGGAGAAGGGCAACCUGGAGGUCCUUCUCUUCACCAUCCAGAGUCGCAUGAGGGCAAACAACCAGCGCGUGUACACUCCCAAAGAAGGCAAACUGGUGGCUGAUAUCAACAGGGCGUGGGAGCGUCUGGAGUGUGCGGAGCAUGAGCGGGAGCGGGUCCUGAGGGACGAGCUGAUCAGACAGGAGAAGCUGGAGCAGAUGGCCCGCCGCUUCGACAGGAAGGCCGCCAUGAGGAUGACCUGGAUCAUGGAGAACCAGAGGCUGGUGGCGCAGGACAACUUUGGCUACGACCUGCCCGCCGUGGAGGCCGCCAAGAAAAAACACGACGCGAUCGAGACCGACAUCGCCGCCUACGAGGAGCGCGUGCUGGCCCUGAUGGCCAUGUCCAAGGAGCUGGAGGACGAGCACUACCACGACGCCAAGCGCAUCGACGCGCGCAAGGACAACAUCCUGCGGCUGUGGGAGUACCUGCAGGAGCUACUAAAAGCCAGGAGAGGGCGCCUGGAGAAGAACCUCACCCUGCAGAGGAUCUUCCAGGAGAUGCUCCACAUCAUCAACUGGAUGGAUGAGAUGAAGGCACGGCUGCUGUCUCCGGACUUUGGGAAGCACCUGCUGGAGGUGGACGAUCUGCUGCAGAAGCACGCUCUGCUGGAGGCGGACAUCGCCGUGCAGGCCGACAGGGUGCACUCAGCCAACGCAGCUGCGCUCAAGUUCGCCAACGGGGACAGCUACAAGCCAUGUGACCCCCAGGUGAUCCGAGACCGUGUGCAGCACCUGGAGCUCUGCUACCAGGAGCUCUGUGCCCUGGCUGCCCAGCGCAAGGCCCGCCUGGGACAGUCGCGUCGCCUCUGGAACUUCUUUUGGGAGACGGCCGAGCUGGAGAGCUGGAUCCGCGAGAAGGAGCACAUCUUCUCCUCGCUGGACUACGGCAAGGACCUGACCAGCGUGCUGGUGCUGCGCGCCAAGCACGGCGCCUUCGAGGACGAACUGGCCGCCCGCCGCGGCCACCUGCAGGAAGUGAUGGACGAGGGCCAGGAUAUGGUGACGGCCAAGCACUUCGGGGCGCCCCAGGUGCAGGCGCGCAUGGACGAUGUGCGGCGGCAGUGGCGUCAGCUGGAGGAGCUGUCGGCGUUCCGCGCGCGCAACCUCGGCGACACGCAACGCUUCUUCCAGCUGCAGGGCGAUGCUGACGACUUCCGCGCCUGGCUCCAGGACGCCACGCGGCAGGCCACCUCCGACGACGUGGGCCACGACGAGUACACCACGCAGCGUCUGGCCAAGCGGCACCGCGACCUCCGCGACGAGGCCGCCAAGAACGCCGCCACGCUCGACGGGCUCCAGAAGCAGGCGGCGGCGCUGCCCGAGGAGCUGCGCAACACGCCCGACAUCCAGACGCGCCUGAGCGACGUGCGGGACCUGUACAUGGAGCUACUCUCGCUGCUGGAGCUGCGGCAGAAGAAGCUGGACGACACCAUGGCGCUCUACACCAUCUUCAGCGAGACGGACGCUUGCGAGCUCUGGAUGGGCCAGAAGGAGACGUGGCUGGUGGGCCUGGAGACGCCCGAGAAGCUGGAGGACCUGGAGGUGGUGCAGAACAGACUGGCUAUCCUGGCCUCAGAAAUGGACAACAUGCAGGCACGGGUGGACGAUGUCAACAAAGCAGCCAAGCAGCUAGAGGACAGCAGACAUCCCCGCACCAAGGAGGUUAAGGAAUGUCAGACAAGACUCAAUAAGAGGUGGGCGGCCUUCAAGGCCAUGGUGGAGGACAAGAAGCACAAGGUGGACCUGGCCCUCAGCCUGCACAACUACGGCCUGGACUGCAGCGAGACGGAGACGUGGAUCAAGGACAAGACGCGCGUCAUCGAGUCCACGCAGGACCUGGGCAACGACCUCGCCGCCGUCAUGACCAUCCAGCGCAAGCUCUUCGGCAUGGAGCGCGACCUGGCCGCCAUCCAGGACAAGCUGGACUCGCUGCGUGGCGAGGCCGAGCGGCUAGCCCGAGACCACCCCGAGAGCGCCGACCGCAUCCGGGAGCGCCAGGCGUCACUGGACAAGGCCUGGGACACGCUGAAACGCACGUUAAAGGACCGCGAGGACUCGCUGGGCGAGGUCAGCAAGCUGCAGACCUUCCUGCAGGACAUGGACGACUUCCAGGCGUGGCUCUUCAAGACGCAGAAGGCCAUCGCGUCCGAGGAGAUGCCCGGCAACCUGCCCGAGGCCGAGGAGCUGCUGAGCCUCCACGACGCUGUGCGCGCCGACAUGGACGGACACGAGGAGGACUACCACCAGGUGAGGGACAUGGGUGCGGCCGUCACCCAGGGCCAGGAGGAUGACCCGCAGUACCAGCAGCUGGAGCAGAGGCUCAAGGGCCUGGACAAAGGCUGGGACGAGCUACACAAGAUGUGGGACAGCCGCAAGAAUUUCCUGGACCAGGGUCUCGGCUUCCAGCAGUUCAUGAGGGACGCCAAGCAAGUGGACGCUGUCCUGAACAAUCAGGAGUACACCUUGGCCCAUCUUGACCGGGCAGACACCAUGGACGGAGCAGAGAAGGCCCUGAAGAAGCAUGAGGACUUUGUGAGCACCAUGGACGCCAACGAAGAGAAAAUCAUUAGCACACUGGACAGUGGACAGAGACUAGUAGACAGCAGGAACCUCUAUGCACCAAAGGUGAAAGACAAGAUGGACUCCAUCCAGGACAGAUACAAUAAAAAUCGAAGGAAGGCGAUAGAGGUUUCAGGCAAAUUGAAAGACAACCGGGACCUUCAACACUUCCUUCAGAAUACUCAGGAUCUCACAUUGUGGAUAAAUGAGAAGAUGCUCACCGCCCAGGACACGUCGUAUGAUGAGGCCAGGAACCUCCACAGCAAGUGGCAGAAGCACCAGGCUUUCAUGGCUGAGUUGGCCUCCAACAAAGACUGGCUCAAUAAGAUUGACCAGGAGGGCCACGAGCUGAUGCAGUCCAAGCCGGAGUUCGAGCCCAUUGUGACAGAGCGUCUGGCCCAGCUCCACGAGCUGUGGGACAAGCUGGAGUCCACCACGCAGGACAAGGCCCGGCUGCUGUUCGACGCCAACCGCUCCGAGCUGUACGACCAGAGCCUGGACGACAUGAAGAAGUGGCUGGGCGAGCUGCAGAACGAGCUCCAGGGAGACGACGAGGUCAAGGACCUGGCCAGUGCCAACAGGCAACUCAAGAAGCAUCAGCUGACGGAGAACCAGGUGCGGGACCGCGGCCGCGAGCUGGAGGAGCUCCAGGAGGCCGUGCAGAAGCACGCCCCGCUCAGGGAGGACCGGCCCGAGAUGGAGGCCGAGCAGCAGGCCCUGCAGAGGGAGUUCCAGAAGGUUCUCACCCCCCUCGCCCAGCGCCGCGGCAAGCUGGAGGCCGCCAAGGCCGUGCACCAGUUCUACAGGGACGCUGCGGAUGAGAUCCUAUGGGUGGAAGAGAGGUUACCGCUGGCGAUGUCUCAAGAGCAUGGCAACAAUCUCCAGUCUGUCCAGCUCCUCAUGAAGAAGAACCAGACCCUGCAGAGGGAGAUCGAGGGCCACCAGCCGCGAGUGGACGAGGUUUUGGAGCGCGGCCAGCGCAUGGCGGCGGCGGCCGAGGGUGGUCCAGAGGCGCAGCGGAUCCGUGAGCACGCCAAGGAGCUGGAGGGGGCGUGGGCGCACCUGCAGGACGAGAUGGCCAAGCGCCGCCAGCGGCUGGACGGCUCUAACGAGGCGCAGCAGUACUUCAACGAUGCUGAAGAGGCCGAGGCCUGGAUCGGAGAGCAGGAGCUGUACAUGAUCGCAGACGAGAAGGCCAAGGAUGAGCAGAGUGCCAUGGUGAUGCUGAAGAGGCACCUCAUCCUCAAGCAGGCCGUGGAUGACUACGCCGACUCCAUGCGGAAGCUAGCAGACCGUGCCCACAAGAUGAUGGCAGAGGAUCAUCCAGAUGGUGAGGCGAUCCUCCGUAGACAGGGUCAGGUGGACAAACAAUACGCUGGACUGAAGGAGCUGGCCGAGGACCGCAGGAAGAAGCUGGACCAUACUUAUCAUCACUUCCUGCUCAGCCGCGAGGUGGAGGACCUGAUGCAGUGGAUCGCCGAGCGCGAUGUCAUCGCCUCCUCGCAGGAAAUGGGACAGGACCUCGACCACGUCUCUAUCCUGCGGGAUAAGUUCAGGGACUUUGCUCGGGAGACAGGUACCAUGGGUCAGGACCGCGUGGACUCGGUCAACCAGAUCAUCGACCAGCUGAUCGAGGGCGGACACACGGAGGCCGCCGCGCUGGCCGAGUGGAAGGACAAUGUCAACGAGAGCUGGGCUGACCUGCUGGAACUCAUUGACACUCGGGCGCAGCUCCUCACGGCCUCCUACGACCUGCUCAAGUACUUUUACGAUGGUAAGGAGCUGGUGGCUCAGAUCCAGGAGAAGCAGAACAAUAUUCCUGAGGAUGUGGGAGAGGACUUCAGCAAGGCCGAGUCCUUCCACCGCAUGCAUGCUGCCUUCGAGAGGGACAUCAGUACACUGGGCAAACAGGUCCAGCAGUUCCAGGAGACCGCCGCUAGGCUGCACGCCCAGUAUGCAGGCGACCAGGCCACAGCCAUCCAGGCCACGGAGAAGGAGGUGAUGGAGGCCUGGAAGGGCCUGCUGGACGCCUGUGACGGCCGGCGCGCCCAACUGGUGGACACGGCAGACAAGUUCCGCUUCUUCACCAUGGUCAGGGACCUGAUGGCCUGGAUGGAGAGCAUCAUCCAGCAGAUCGAGACCCAGGAGAAGCCCAGGGAUGUGUCCUCUGUAGAGCUCCUGAUGAAGUACCACCAGGGUAUCCGUGCCGAAAUGGAAACUCGGGUGCCAAAGUUCACAGAAUGUGCCGACCUUGGCCGGGCGCUGUUAGCUCGCAACCACCGUGACUCAGCUGAGAUCAAAGAGAAGCUAAUGCAGAUGAUGGAGAAGAAGAAAGAGAUGAUGCUCAAGUGGGACGACCGAUGGGAUUGGCUCAGAUUAUUGUUGGAGGUGUGCCAGUUUGCACGUGACGCGUCGGUGGCGGAGGCCUGGCUGGUGGCCCAGGAGCCUUACGUGGCCAGCAGGGACCUGGGCCUCACCGUGGACGAGGUGGAGAAGCUGCUCAAGAGGCACGAGGCCUUCGAGAAGUCCACUGCUGCCUGGGAGGAGCGCUUCUCAGCUCUGGAGCGUCUCACCACGCUUGAAUUGUUGGAAAUUAGGAAGCAGCAACAGGAGAUGCAACAGUACAUGACAGAUGAAGAUAAAGAUACCAGCAGGAGAGAAGACACAGGAUUUGUGGAGGAUUCCUCCCAGCUUUAUACAAUAGAAGAGCAGUCAAUGUCUGCCUCAGCUGCAGUGGAGCCAACCUCAGGUCACACAGAGGGCACCGUGGGCGACUCCACCGUGCCCAUCGUCUCGGAGAUGCACGAGAGCGCCUCCAUCGAGCUGGACCCAUCCGUGUCCAGCCAGGUCGCUAGCAGAGAGCCCGAGAAGGCCCAGACGCUACCGGCAGAACCGCCCCGAACACAGGCCGUCAUCUUAGAGGGCACCUUGACACGCAAGCACGAGCUGGAGCCAGCGGGCAAGAAGGCUUCCAACAGGUCCUGGAACAACCUGUACUGUGUGCUGAAGCCAGGACAGCUUUCUUUCUACAAAGAUGCCAAGAGCUUUGGUCAUGGUGUCACAUACCACGGUGAAGACCCCAUGCUGCUCAGCAACGCUUCCUGUGAGAUUCUGAGCAACUACAAGAAGAAGAAGCAGGUCUUCAAGCUACGGCUGGGAGAUGGCAGUGAGUAUCUGUUCCAGUGUAAAGAUGAGGAUGAGCUCCAGAAAUGGACCCAGUCUGUGGGGACAGCCACCCUGUCCCUGGUGGAGGAGGAGGCCCCUGGGCCCUCAGGGUCCACCAGGGCCCGCAGCCUGCCCCCUCCCUCCUCAUCCACCAUCCCCGAGGCCUCCUCCGCCAAGAAGGACAAGGAGAAGAGGUUCAGUCUCUUCACCAAGAAGAAGUGAGCAAGUGAGGCGGGGGCCAUCGUCACAGACAGACACAGAUAGAGCACCAGAGUAGAGGGUGCUUUUCUGGCCAGGGAUCGGGUUCAGAUGAACUACCCGUCAGUGGAAUAUGAGAUGAUUUUUUUUCCUAUUUGUCUAACUAUAUUUUAUUUUUACAUUAUAAUAAUUUGUAAGGAUUAUCCAUAUUAGGUAAUGUUCCUGAUAUUUCAGUGACAAUACAACACUGCUGCCUGUAUUUAAGCCUGUGAGCACUGACCUUUUGUGUUUGUUUUGUUUCGUUUCUUCGCUUGUUUGAUUGUUUUUUAUUUCUUUUUUACUUUUUUUUCUCCUUUUGGGCACAACCCAAAUUCACUUUGUUACCAAGUACAACACACAUGCACAGGAAUGCUCUGCCCACUCACCUUCAACCAAAGAUUAUUUAUAAUAUUUGCUUUUUGUUUUCCUCUUCCUCUUCUAGGGCAUGUUUUUAGUAUAUACUUGUAACCUUGUAUUUUAAAGCCUUGUCAAAGAGUGGUGUUUCUUAAUCUGCCUUAUAAUCCACAAAGAAAUGGUUGUGAACAGUAAUACUGUGCUUCUCUGCAUCCGGAGGACUUGAGCUCUGAUUAUCAUUGAUUCUCUUUAUUGGGCUAGGAUAUAGAAGGUGUAGUCUUUUCAAUGCUGUUUCGCCAACAGGUGAUGUUGUUGUGAGUGGAAAUCACUGUACAGUACUGUAUAGUCAUAAAGCACAACAGGGACACCGAUUACGAAGGCAGAUAUGCAGUAGAGCCACUCAAAGCAUACAGUAUGUUCAUGUCUGUUUGCUCUCAAGUCCAGGCAACAGGGAACAAGGAUCUUACCCGGAAUUACGCAAAUUAUAUGUUUUCCAAAUGUUGAGAUUUAAUAUGAACAAUAUGUUAGAUAUAGAAACAAGCUAAAACACAGUAAUACUAAAUGUGUUGUACAAAAGCUAGAAUUAUAACCAAAUUGUUCUCACGAACUUUGUAUUAAACCUUGCAUAUCAUGCA
This is a messenger RNA of Alosa sapidissima (American shad), 8694 nucleotides long. It is a transcript of the gene sptb, whose product is annotated as spectrin, beta, erythrocytic. Lineage: Eukaryota; Metazoa; Chordata; Actinopteri; Clupeiformes; Clupeidae. Gene Ontology annotation, molecular function: structural constituent of cytoskeleton; actin filament binding; phospholipid binding. The transcript is spliced from 37 exons. The coding region runs from base 629 to 7690 and encodes 2353 amino acids. Gene Ontology annotation, cellular component: cell junction; spectrin; cortical actin cytoskeleton. The record is from RefSeq and is a predicted model, not a curated record. Gene Ontology annotation, biological process: actin cytoskeleton organization.